This is a messenger RNA of Phragmites australis (common reed), 910 nucleotides long. RefSeq lists its product as uncharacterized. The coding region runs from base 116 to 613 and encodes 165 amino acids. Lineage: Eukaryota; Viridiplantae; Streptophyta; Magnoliopsida; Poales; Poaceae. The transcript is spliced from 2 exons. The record is from RefSeq and is a predicted model, not a curated record.
UUAAAUCCCGCGCGGCGCCGCGAUCUCCCACUCCACUCCCUCCAUCCCACCGAUUCGCGCCCCGCUCGCCAACGGCUACAGUGCCACUCCCGAGUCCCCCGACCUCUUCUCAUCAAUGGCGACGGCGACGCCGCAGAAGCCUCAGGGCGCGGUGUCGGUGCAGCACGUGGCGAAGGCGUCCUCGGACGAGAUCCUCCGAAAGUUCGCUGACCCGGACGCGCGCCACGUAACGACCCCGCCCCGCCGCAGCCUCGCGCUGCGCCGCAAGCGCUCGUCCCGGCGGGUCGCCUCGGGGCUCUCCGCACGGGACUCCGACGCGGCGGCGGGGACGGACCUGGCGGCGCCCAAGCGGAGGCGGAGCAUCGGCGGGUCGGCCGACUGGAGGGCCGAGCUGCUCCUGCCGACCACCACCGCGGCAUCCGCGCGGAAGGGGGGAGGCGCAGCGGGCCAGGUCCGACGGGGCGGGGCAGCGCGGCUCGACGACGCCGCCGGGAUCGGCCUCCUCCUCGCCGCGUUGGAGCGGACGUGGAGGAAGACGGUGGCGGGGGCGUCGAAGAUGUUCGUGGAGAGGCACCGGACGAACCACGUCCUGCUCAUCAGCGACAUGGUCUGAUCCGUACUCGCCCACGCAAGCUGGCCUUCUUCUCAUCGAGCUCUUCUGCUCGAUUUGGUUCAUGCGAAAUCUAAUUUGUUCGAUUGACCAUUCUUCUUAGAAUUUAGUAGAAUAAAAUGGCAGAGAAGAAUGGGGUGAACUAGCUAGCUUUGUGCAGUUCAGGUUCUUCCCUGCCACUUGACAGUGUGAUUUCGGUGUGUUCUUUUGUUCUGUUUUUCGUUUUGCUUCGAUGAAUCAUCGUCUCGGCGACCAAGUUGUAAAUUGAAGUUUGCAAAAAUGCGUAGAAAAUGGAUUUAC